This is a messenger RNA of Symbiodinium necroappetens, 597 nucleotides long. NCBI's taxonomy places the organism in Eukaryota, Dinophyceae, Suessiales, Symbiodiniaceae. The record is from the annotation of a GenBank genome assembly.
AUGACGGAACAAGCCGAAGUGUCAAAUGUUAACCGAGACCGGCAGUUCGAGAUUGUGCGAGACGGCGAAUUUGCAGAGGCCAAGAAGGUAUUGUCAACAGCAGACAUGACCUGGCGACAUUCGGCUCUGCGGCAAAACUUUCUGUUUUUUAUCGCGGCACGACGGCGUAGAGGUUCUGAACUCUUGGCCAAACAAUGCGUGGCCAUGGGUGUGGAUUUGGAGGAGGAGGAUGUCCACGGACAGACACCUCUCUUCUGGGCCGCAGCGCGCGGCAACAUGGCGGUUGUGAAAUUUCUGCUUAAUCUUGGCUUUGAGAUUAACUACAGAGAUAAUGCCAGGAAGACGGCUCUGUUUUUCGCAAUCGAGAAGGCUCACCUGGAAGUGGCCGACUACCUCAUCGAACGUGGUGCCUCGAUUGGGGUUCGGUCAAAAAGCAAUGUGACGCCAAUCUUUAUGCUUAAAGCAUUGGGUCGCAAGCCGCCUGAAAGAAAGCGCAAGCUGACUUCGCCAACCCCGAGUUGCAUAUGUCCUGGCGCCGCGGCACGGAGCCGUUUCGCCCAGUGGGAAUGGAAAUACGACGAGAACGAGCCGCAGAUA